Molecule: messenger RNA, 366 nt
Organism: Clonostachys rhizophaga
Lineage: Eukaryota; Fungi; Ascomycota; Sordariomycetes; Hypocreales; Bionectriaceae
Source: the annotation of a GenBank genome assembly
AUGCGUUUCGCCACGAUCGCCGCCUCUGCCUCCGUCUUCGUCGCCGGAACCCAGGCCUCAGGACCCAGUGCGCGCAAUGAUCCUCAUAUCUCCGACUUCCGUCUCUGGGGCUCGCCCACCUGCAGCGGGACGCAAAACUAUGGAAUCUGGACAAUUCUCCAGUCGGACACCGGCAAGUGCACAAGCCUGCACCUAAAUGACCCAACCGGCCCUUCCAUCUACGGUAUUGGCCUCGGCGAUAUUUCAGACAACUUCAAGCUGUUCAUUUUUGCUGAAGACGACUGCUCUGGAGAACCGAUCCAGGCCACCCUUGGAGGGUGCGAUGCCGCGGAAUCGGAGUGGAAGUCUUUCAUUGUCAGGCAGUAG